AUGUCUUCAUUCUUCCGCCGCGAGUUAUUAUACGCAGCUAUUGUCUGCCUUACUCCUCUUGGUUUCGGUUACCUCAUUGGUUAUCCAUCUCCAGCUGCACAAAAAUUCCGUCUGGCUUGGGGAUCUGAUUUCCCAGAAAAAAAACUGGAAUCUCUUUGUCGCAAUUAG
Trichomonas vaginalis G3 is the source of this 168-nucleotide messenger RNA. Its product is annotated as glucose import. The coding region runs from base 1 to 168 and encodes 55 amino acids. NCBI's taxonomy places the organism in Eukaryota, Parabasalia, Trichomonadida, Trichomonadidae. The transcript has a single exon. The record is from RefSeq and is a predicted model, not a curated record.